AUGCAAGAGAUGAAUGGAUCUCGUACUUCAGAUGAUCGUCGUGGGAAUAAUUCACAUGCAAGGAACCAUGAGAACAGACUUUCGUUCUCUUCUGUACAGUCAGGUUCCACUGCAGCUACUUUAACUUCAGCAUCAAACGCUGAGCAAAACCAUACUGAACCUUAUGCGGGUGCUGCUUUUGAGACCGUGCCUAGUUCUAUCGUUUCAUUUCACCAUCCCCAUUCAUUCCAAACAAGCAGUGUGCUGGGGGGGUCGGUGGCUUCUAGUACUAUAGGUAGAAGAGGUCGCAGGUCUGGCGAAGGAGAUGCACUCGUUGAUGGGCCUGCAGUUCAUUCUAGAAGUCCUUCACGCAAUCCCCACUUCAGGCUAUUCACAGAGGAUCAAAUCGCAGAUGCUGAAGGUGCAGCUUCCACUAUAGAGGCAGCUGAUUACGAUACGUAUUGGGAUUCUACUCCGGCAUAUGAACAGCAGGUCUUAGAGGGUUCAAGGUUUAGUUCGAGAAGAAAUUCACUACGUAGUCAAUCUAUGAGGUCUUCCAUAUUCACUAGAGGCUCAUACGAUUCUAUGGGUAGAGAUAGCGGUAGAGGUCGUUCUUUGUCGAGGACUCGCCCAUUGCAUCCACAACCGACUUAUCACUCAUCGGCGCACUCGUCUUCAAGUUCUUCCAGAUACAGCAGAAGAGAUAGAAUUCCAUCCGAAUUGGAGGAUCAAGGUGACGAGAUGUUAAACGAUAGAUCCUCCAAUGGUUCAUUAGCGAGAUCUGGUACAGAAGAUUUUUUCUAUGAUGAUGGUGAUAAUGUGUCUGGUCAAGAUGACGCACAUACCAAUGGUCAUCAUAAGAAGCCAAUCUACCAUGCAGAGUACUUACAACCUCACUAUCACGAGAAGUUUUAUUCUAACCUACCGGCCAAAUUGUACUAUCAGAGAUUUUACGUGGCAGAAGAAGACUUGGUCAUUGGUAUCGGUGGGUAUAGAACUGUCAAGUUCAGACUUUACUUGUACUAUCUCUUAUGCAUGUGCUCAUUGGGUAUGGUCUAUUUAUUAGUCAGAUGGAUACCGUACUAUAGAGUUAAACUAUAUGGUGUUAAAGUGCCAUUGGGUAAGGCUGAAUGGGUCGUUCUCGAAAGUGAAUUAGGGGAUUUCAAUAUUGUUGAUGUAGAAAGGGAAUGGUACAACAGACCAAUGAGUACAGUUUUACCCAUGACAAAGGAAAGCACCGGUGACCGUAGUGGUACUUCAUUUAGUUUUCACCAUGCCGGAGAUUUGAACCCUAAUAUUCCAAUCUUGGUGUCUUUUGAAUACAGAUACAUUACUUUCAUUUAUUCACCAUUGGAGGAUGUGUUUAGAAGUAAUAAUAAUUGGACUGACUCCGAUUGGGUCGAUUUACCAACUGUUUAUUCCGGAUUGUCAAGCGGUGCCUGUGAGGAUAGGACUUUGGCGUUUGGUCGUAAUAGUAUCAAUUUGAAAGUCAAAACUACUUCGCAGGUUUUGUUCGAUGAAGCUCUUCAUCCGUUUUACAUUUUUCAACUGUUUUCCAUCCUGCUAUGGUCUGCAGAUCAGUAUUACUAUUAUGCUGCCUGUAUCUUUGUCAUAUCAUUACUUUCCAUCGUGGACACUUUGGUCGAAACCAAAAAGACCUCUGAAAGAUUGGCAGAAAUGUCUUAUUUCAACUGUGAUGUGCGGGUCCUAAGAGAAGAGUUCUGGACACAUAUAAGUUCUUCCGAAUUGGUACCCGGUGACGUUUAUGAAGUCUCAGACCCAGCCUUAACAAUCUUCCCCUGCGAUUCCAUUUUACUAUCUGGUGAUUGCAUUGUAAAUGAAUCCAUGCUAACCGGUGAAUCUGUGCCCGUUUCCAAAAUUCCCGCCACAGAGGAUACAAUGUACCAAUUACUAGAUGAUUUCAAGGAUACUCAGAUUUCUGGGUCCCUUUCUAAAUCUUUCUUGUUUAAUGGUACGAAAAUUAUUAGAACUCGUAUCCCGAAGGGCCAGUCUGCUGCACUGGCCAUGGUGGUACGUACCGGGUUCUCUACUACUAAGGGUUCGUUGAUCAGAUCUAUGGUCUUCCCUAAACCUACUAAUUUUAAAUUUUACAGGGAUUCAUUCAAAUAUAUUGGAUUUAUGACCAUGGUAGCCCUCCUAGGGUUUUCCAUCAGUUGUAUGAGAUUUAUCCAGAUUGGACUCGAUAAGAAAACGAUGAUUUUAAGAGCAUUGGAUAUUAUUACUGUUGUGGUUCCACCGGCUUUACCUGCUACUUUGACCAUAGGAACUAAUUUUGCGUUGGGAAGACUCAAGAGUAAAAAUAUAUUUUGUAUUUCACCUACUAAAGUCAAUGUAGGAGGUAAAUUGGAUGUAAUGGCUUUUGACAAAACAGGGACGUUAACUGAAGAUGGAUUGGACAUAUUGGGAGUUCAUGUUUCAGAGCCAAGUUCACAUAAUUCUUUUACCUUUGGGAAAUUGCAGCAAAAUGUCCAAGAAGUUUUCCCUAAAUUUUCACUGAACGAUUGUAGUAGCCCCAAUGACCUGAGAGCUAAGAACUUCUUCAUCUCUCUUCUUACGUGUCAUUCUCUGAGGUUAGUUGAUAAUGAACUACUGGGUGAUCCCUUAGAUUUUAAAAUGUUUCAAUUCACAGGCUGGUCCUAUGAGGAGGACUUUCAAGAGCAUGCAUUCCAUUCAUUGUAUGACCAGCGUCAUGAAGGUGACAUAUUCCCGGAGAAUUCCGAUAUUAUUCCAGCAGUGGUUCACCCCAACAGUAACUCGCCUGAUAACAGGUUUACCGAUAACGAUCCUCACAAUUUCUUGGGUAUUGUAAGGAGUUUUGAAUUUUUGUCCAAAUUAAGGAGAAUGAGUGUAAUUGUUAAACCAAGCAGCGACAACAUUUUUUGGGCAUUUACCAAAGGUGCGCCUGAAGUCAUCUCUGAAAUUUGUAAUAAGAAUACCCUGCCCAAGGACUAUGAUGAGCUAAUCCAUAAAUACACACAUGCUGGUUAUAGAGUGAUAGCGUGUGCAGGUAAGACUUUACCCAAGAGGACCUGGUUGUAUUCUCAAAAAGUUACGAGAGAAGAAGUUGAGUGUAACCUGGAGUUUUUAGGAUUAAUUGUUUUCGAAAACAAGUUGAAAGAUGCAACUGCCGGUACUCUGGAAACACUUAGGGAAGCCAAUAUUCGAACUAUCAUGUGUACUGGUGAUAAUGUUCUGACCGCUAUUUCUGUUGGUAGAGAAUCGCGCCUCAUUGAUUCCCCUCGAGUCUAUAUCUCGUGCAUCAAUGAAGAUGCUCGUAUGGGUGAGCCCUUCCUGCUUUGGAGAAAUGUAGACAAUUAUGAGGAUACCUUAGACUUGGAUGAACCACAAUUCGCCGGCACUUUCGAAGAUUACACAUUGGCGGUUACUGGUGAUGUAUUUAGAAUAUUGUUUGAUAACGAAAGCAGAAUACCAGAAAAUUAUAAGGACACCGUUUUGUUGAAAGCAUGCAUCUAUGCUAGAAUGUCACCAGAUGAAAAGCACGAAUUAAUGGAAAGAUUGCAAAAGAUGGACUACGUGGUUGGAUUUUGCGGGGAUGGUGCUAACGAUUGUGGUGCUUUAAAAGCUGCUGACGUCGGUAUAUCUCUAUCUGAGGCCGAAGCCUCUGUUGCUGCUCCUUUUACCUCUCAAAUCUUUGACAUUAGCUGUGUGUUGAACGUAAUCGAAGAGGGCCGUGCAUCUUUGGUUACUUCAUUUGCCUGCUUCCAGUACAUGAGUCUUUAUUCUGCCAUUCAGUUCAUCAGUAUUACAAUAUUGUACUGUCGAGGAUCUAAUUUGGGUGACUUUCAAUUUCUCUUUAUAGAUUUAUUGUUGAUUGUCCCCAUUGCGAUCUUUAUGUCUUGGACAAAACCCUAUCAUAAAAUUGCCAAGAAAAAACCAUCGGCCAAUUUGGUAUCACCCAAAAUUCUAGUACCCCUUUGUGUCAGUAUUCUUCUUUGUCUCUUUUUCCAAGGUAUUCCUUGGCUCAUGGUUCAGAGGACAAAGUGGUACAUCAAACCAAUUGUUGGUAGUGAUGAUGCAGUCCAAUCCUCGGAUAAUACGGUCUUAUUUUUCGUUUCCAAUUUCCAGUACAUUUUAUGUGCCGUCGUGCUCUCUGUGGGACCUCCUUACAGAGAACCAAUGUCAAAGAACAUUGGAUUCAUCGCGGAUGUGGUACUUUCACUCUUGUUCAGUGUAAAGCUGAUGUUUGUCAACCCAUCAUCUUUCAUGGGGAACUUGUUUCAAUUGACCAAUAUUUCUAAGAAAUUCAAAUUUUUUAUCAUAGUAUGGGCAGCAAUUAAUUAUUAUGCGCAGCUAUAUGUCCCCAAUUAUUUCAAAGGUUUAUUCAGGAAGAAACGUAGUAGCAAGAAAUACAAAAAUAUUUUGAGAGAUCAAAAUGUGUCUUUUUUAGCCUGA
Molecule: messenger RNA, 4413 nt
Organism: Zygosaccharomyces rouxii
Lineage: Eukaryota; Fungi; Ascomycota; Saccharomycetes; Saccharomycetales; Saccharomycetaceae
Gene: YPK9
Product: putative acid anhydride hydrolase
Exons: 1
Coding region: 1-4413 (1470 amino acids)
Biological process (GO): intracellular calcium ion homeostasis
Cellular component (GO): membrane
Molecular function (GO): ATP binding; ATPase-coupled monoatomic cation transmembrane transporter activity; ATP hydrolysis activity
Source: RefSeq, a predicted model, not a curated record